CUUUGUUUACCGGACAGGCAGCUCGUAUAUCACACCUCCGGGCUCUGCUGUUAGAGCAGGGACAGGCACCAGAGCCCUGCGGGAGAAGAUGCACUCAGGCCAGGCAGACGGCCAACAGCAGCCAGCUGCUGGGGAUGGAUCUCAGCAGGAUAGUCAGAAAAAAUUGAAUAAGAACAAAUUAUAUUAUAUAGUAUAAUAUAUACAGUAUAUAUUUAGUACAGUUCAGAUGUCGGAAAAAUAAUUGUCAAUUACCUUUACAAUGGAGUGGCCCGUGAUUCGGUUCUGGUGUAGGCAAGGAGACGGAUAUCCAUAGAAAGACAGUAUCUCUCUCUCUCUCGUAUCCGCCGGGUAUCAUUAUCAAGCGAAAAGAAGGGAUCCAACGCACGCGCCCCCGGCUCUGGGAGAGGAGGAUGAUCCUGUUCCGUGCCUCCCGCGUGCAGCUGCUGAUAUCGCUACUAACCCUCGUGCCCUGCGAGGCGUUGUAUCCGGGUCCAGAUGAAGGUUGGCAGGUGUACAGCUCGGCGUCGGACCCUGAUGGGAGGUGUGUGUGUACGGUGGUUGCUCCCGCUCAGAACCUCUGCAAACGAGACCCCCGCAGCCGUCAGCUACGCCUACUCACAGAACAGGUGCAGAACGUGAGUCAGUCUAUGGAGGUCAUGGAUCUGAGGACAUCUAGAGACCUGCAGUACGUCAGAGAUACUGAACCACUACUGAGAGGAGUAGACGGACACAUAAACACCUACACCACCAUCCCACGCAGCCUCACUAAGAAGGGCCUGCAGGAGUUGAAGGGUCAGAUGUCUCAGCUGCGCCCCCUGUUGUCGGUGAUUGACCAGUACAGGUCAGACCUCCAGACCCUGGCCAUGCUCCGAGGGGAGGUCCUUAACCUGUCACUCAUCCUGACAGCCAUUCAGGAGGAGGUGGGGGCCUACGACUAUGAAGAACUACAACAGAGAGUGCUACUGCUGGAGACUAGGCUACACGCCUGUAUGAACAAACUGGGCUGUGGCCGGUUAACGGGGAUGAGCAUCCCGGUCACCGUUAGAGCAUCGGGCUCCCGCUUCGGAUCCUGGAUGACCGACGCCAUGAUACCCAGCUCCGACAGCAGGGUGUGGUCUAUGGAUGGUUACUAUAAGGGGAGGCGAGUAUUAGAGUAUAGGACCAUGGGAGACUUCACUAGAGGACAGAACUUUGUCCAGCACCUAUUACCUCACCCCUGGGCCGGGACAGGUCAUGUGGUCUACAACGGAUCACUGUACUACAACAAACACCAGAGCAACAUACUGGUGCAGUACCACUUCCGUUCCCGUAGUGUGGUGCUCCAGAGGAGUCUGAGUGGAGCGGGUUACAACAACACCUUCCCCUACAGCUGGGGGGGGUCUUCUGAUAUAGACCUGAUGGCUGAUGAGACUGGCUUCUGGGCAGUCUACACCUCCAUACCUAACGCUGGGAACAUACUGGUCAGUCGGUUGGAUCCUCAUUCGCUCAACAUUCUCCAGAGUUGGGACACAGGGUUUCCUAAACGCAGUGCAGGGGAGACCUUCAUGAUCUGUGGUACCCUGUACGUCACCAACUCCCAUCUGGCCGGAGCCAAGGUCCACUUUGCUUACCACACUAACUCCUCCAGCUAUGAGUACACAGACAUCCCCUUCCACAACCAGUACUCUCACAUCUCCAUGAUGGACUACAACCCCAGAGAGAGAGCUCUCUAUACAUGGAACAACGGACACCAGGUCAUCUAUAAUGUAACCCUGUUUCAUGUUAUACAGAGCGAUGGAUAGAAGAGGAGAGGAGAGGAGAGGAGAGGAGAGGAGAGGAGA
Molecule: messenger RNA, 1820 nt
Organism: Coregonus clupeaformis (lake whitefish)
Lineage: Eukaryota; Metazoa; Chordata; Actinopteri; Salmoniformes; Salmonidae
Product: noelin-2-like
Exons: 8
Coding region: 411-1781 (456 amino acids)
Biological process (GO): signal transduction
Source: RefSeq, a predicted model, not a curated record